This is a messenger RNA of Cetraspora pellucida, 648 nucleotides long. The record is from the annotation of a GenBank genome assembly. Lineage: Eukaryota; Fungi; Glomeromycota; Glomeromycetes; Diversisporales; Gigasporaceae.
AUGUCUAACGAGAAACAGAAUAAAAAUCAUGAAAAACAUGAAAAAAAACAAAAAAGGGGAAAUGAAAAUAAACGAAAAAAUAUUCUAAACGCUUGUAACGGUUGUAGGAUAAAAAAGAUAAGGUGUAGCGGCGGAGCACGAUGCGAUUGUUGUACCCGCAAUAAUUUAGUGUGUUUUUAUCCAACUCCAAAGAAACGUGGUCCGAAACAUCGCCAGGAAAACACUCCACAUAACGGUAUUAAUCAUGUGCCAAACAAUAAUCCAAUUAAUCUUCUUUCUGAAAGGGUUAGCAACGUUGAAGAUAUGCUUAGUAAAGUUUCCGGAGAAUCGAUUGACGACAAAGAAGCUUCCAUGGCAUCAUUUGACAAACUCUUGCAGUCUGUGACUGCGUUUGUGAAUGAACCGCCUACUUUGUUCUCACCAGACGUUCUGUCUUCUGCUACCAAUAUUCCUCCUCUUUAUCAAAGAAACAAUAUGAACCUUGAUUCUCAUAGUAACUUUUCCUUUGGAGAGCAACCUUAUAUGCUACAUGACACAUUACCUACCUUUAUUGAAAAUAACAUGCUCAUACCAGAGACCUAUUAUCCUUUAACUACAGAGGAACAUAUCUUUACAGGAGCACCUUCAAGUGAUGAAUACCCUAUUUGA